CAAACCCUGAUCCAACUCUUCUCUUUCUCCUUCGAAAAAUGGCGAAGCAGGGCAGCUCCGAUUCAUCCAGCGAUGACGCCGUCUUCGCCGCCCCUCGGGCGGCGACGGCAGCGAAAAGGUCGUACGAGUGCAGCUUCUGCAAGAGAGGGUUCACCAACGCGCAGGCGCUGGGCGGCCACAUGAACAUCCACCGCCGCGACCGCGCCACCAAGUCGUCCAAAUUACCCUCCGCCUCCGCCGCCAUGAUCAUCCACCACCACGACCCGAUACCUGCCUUCUCCACUGGUAACUACUACUUUCCCUCCCCUUGGGAGGCUCAUCAGCAGCAGCAGCAGCGCCACGUGUUCUUCCAGCAGCCGCCCGGGCGAGGGCCGUACGGGAACAACAUCAUCCGUAGCAAUUACAACAUCGGACCGCGGUCGUCGUCGUCGUCGUCCCACGUGGAGGCGGCGCUAGGUUAUAAUAACCUGGUGGUCCCGCCCGCGCCGCCCAGGUUCGGGUCGGCCGAGGAAGUGCUGUGGGGUGCGAACCUGAGCCUGCAGGUCGGAUCCGGCCAGAACCAGCAGGAGCGGGACGACGGCGAAGAGGAAGAAGAAGAAGCAUUGGGCAAGAGGCCGAUUUGGAACGGUAGCAUCAGUAGCGGUAGUGAUGAUGAGCAGCUUGAUUUGGAGCUGCGGCUCGGCCAUUAAUUACUGCUUCUUUCUUUCUUUCUUUCUUUCUUUGUAGAUAAUAGCUAGCUAGUGCUUUUUUUUUUUUUUUUUGUUCGUCUCUCUUUCGUAUGAUUCCACGGGCACCACAGUGAAAGCGGAAAAGAAAUAAGGAGGACGACGAUGGUUCACAUUGCAGCUGGCUUUUUGGAUCCACAAGCUAUAGUUACGCCGAUGACCGACGAAUGUGUUAAGGAAAUUGAACUUAAUUUGGGUUUUACUUUUAUUGAUGGUUAAUGUAGAUAGAUAUACGUGAUGAUUUUGUUUUGGUUGUUGAUCAAUGUCUAAUAUAAUCUGCAUUAUACU
Messenger RNA from Linum trigynum, 1013 nucleotides. NCBI's taxonomy places the organism in Eukaryota, Viridiplantae, Streptophyta, Magnoliopsida, Malpighiales, Linaceae. The record is from the annotation of a GenBank genome assembly.